AUGGCCAGAGGGCGCAAGGGCAAGGAGCCCGUCGACCUGGACUUUACCCUCAGAAGAGUCUUUGGCAAGCAGUCUUUCAGGUUCGAAGCCGUCGUCAUUGAGUAUCUUGAAGCUAAGCAAUCAAGGCCAGUACAGCGUGAGGUCAUUUCUGCGACCAUUGAGGGUCACGAUGUUUUUCUUCAAGCUGCCACAUCUUUCGGGAAGAGUCUAUGCUUCCAAUUGCCAGCCGUUAUUGGCAGUGGUAUUACUGUGGUAGUUUCGCCCUUGCUGGCAUUGAUGACAAAUCAAAUCGAUGCUGCUCGAGAUCGCGGUAUCCCCACCGAGACCAUAUCUUCAAGUACGACGUAUACAGAACGCAGGCGUAUCGAGACCGACCUGAAGUGUGGCCACCCAUACACACGCCUCAUCUACGUCACCCCAGAGCUUUGCGCAACACAAAACUUCCGCAAACUCCUCACGACCAUCCACCAACAAGGUCAAUUAACCCGCAUAGCCAUCGACGAAGCACAUUGCAUAUCAGAAUGGGGUCACGACUUCCGUCCAGCCUACAAAGAACUACGCUGGUUCAAGCAGACCCUGAUCCUGCCCAGUGUCCCAGUAAUCGCACUCACAGCUACAGCCACCCCUCGCGUCCGAGAAGACAUCGUUACCUCUCUCGGUCUCGACCCCCGCCCCAGCUCCGAAGGAGGCACAACGAAAUUCUUCUCCACCACAACCGCCCGUCCAAACCUGCACUACGAAGUCCGCUACUUUUCUGAAUCCUCUCCGCACCACUCCAGCGGCGAUGACCUCUUCCCCAACCUCCUCAACUGGCUAAACUCCAUCUCCUCCCGCCGCUCCACCCGCCUCGGCUACCUCCACCAACGCUCCCCAAACAACAGCACCUCCACCGACCUCACCCCAAUUAGCGGCAUAAUCUACGUCGCCUUCCGCAGCACCACCGAAUCUCUCUCCGCCCGCCUAACCUCCAACAACAUAACCGCAUCCGCCUACCAUGCCGGCCUCGACCCCACCACCCGCCAAACCGUGCAAGAAACUUUCAUCCACCCACACCAACCCACGGACCUCCAAACCGCCCAAACCGUAGCCGGAAGCUUCAACAUCAUAGUAGCCACAACCGCCUUCGGCAUGGGCAUCGAUGCCCCCAGCGUCCGCUUCGUGGUUCACUACGGUGUCCCUCGCGGCUUCGAGGCCUUUGUCCAGGAAUCGGGACGUGCAGGUCGCGAUGGCAAAGCAGCAAGUUGCGUCGUGUUCUAUACGAGGGAGGAGAGAGAUAGGGUGCUCUAUCGCGUCAGCUUAGAUGUUAACCGUGAGCUCAACAAGAAGGGUAAUAGGAACAAUCAGGGGGGUGGGGUGGGCAAAGCGCAAGCAGAAGCGCGCAUGGAAAGUCUACAGAAGGUGAUCGAGUAUUGUGAAUGCACGAGCAGGUGCAGACAUGAAUUGAUUUCGGAGUAUUUUGCCGCUGGAGCUACAGGGACUGGGGGUUUGGAAGGGGAGACGAAAUGCGAUUUCGCGUGUGAUUAUUGUAAGGAAGGGGGUCAGAAGUUGAGGAAGAGGAUGGAGAGGGGUUUGGCGGAUGAGGAGGCUGCGUUCGAGUUUAGUCAGAGGGAGAGAUCGAAUGGGUGGGAGGGGUAUGAGGAUAUUUGA
Molecule: messenger RNA, 1647 nt
Organism: Endocarpon pusillum Z07020
Lineage: Eukaryota; Fungi; Ascomycota; Eurotiomycetes; Verrucariales; Verrucariaceae
Exons: 3
Coding region: 1-1647 (548 amino acids)
Biological process (GO): double-strand break repair via homologous recombination
Cellular component (GO): cytoplasm; chromosome
Molecular function (GO): four-way junction helicase activity; nucleic acid binding; 3'-5' DNA helicase activity
Source: RefSeq, a predicted model, not a curated record